Molecule: messenger RNA, 11243 nt
Organism: Bemisia tabaci
Lineage: Eukaryota; Metazoa; Arthropoda; Insecta; Hemiptera; Aleyrodidae
Product: multidrug resistance-associated protein 1
Biological process (GO): transmembrane transport
Cellular component (GO): membrane
Molecular function (GO): ABC-type transporter activity; ATP hydrolysis activity; ATP binding
Source: RefSeq, a predicted model, not a curated record
GGUUUCCUUACCUAACCUCAUUACCGCCCCAUUUCAUCGAAUUGUGCCGAUCAAGCCCAAUCUCUCCUUUUACUGAAGUGUUGUUUAAUUAAUGUUUCCCUUUUUUAUCCCAUGUCUCCGAUUGCGUCAUGUAUAUCAAUUGUGAAUAAUUUAACUGUGCAGAGGUUUUCUGAAAAUUGAAGGCGGUCCUGCCAUGGAUCACUAUUUUUGCAACUCACCUCUGUGGGAUUUAAAUGUGACAUGGAACACAAGUGAUCCCAAUUUCACUCCAUGUUUUCAAGCAACAAUUCUGUCUUGGGUGCCUUGCCUAUUUUUGUGGUUUUUUGCACCGUUUUCAGUUCGGAGUCUAAUGAAACGCCAGACAUGGACAGUCCCUUGGGCUUGGCUGAAUACGGCAAAAUUUCUGUUGACCUUACUUUUAGUAUUUUUAUCAUUAGUUGACCUCUUUUACUCUGUUAUCUCGUAUUUUGAUGGGAGACCAUUUUAUCUAGUGGAUUUUAUCACCCCUCUCCUAAAGACUGUCACUUUUGCUUUAGCUGCUUCUCUUCUGAUUUUGUAUAAACUCCGAGGUGUCCCCUCCUCAGCCUUGUUGUUCUUGUUCUGGUUUUUGUCAGUCAUCUGUGGUGCUCCACGAUAUAAAUAUGAAUUGGACCGUGCUUAUCGUCAGAAUUUGGGCGAAGCAGUUGUUCCUUUCGUCAGUUACAUGGUAUAUUAUGCCAUAGUACUUGGUUUGUUCAUCCUGAAUUUUUUUGCCGAUCUCUUACCCAUCUCACCUUCCUAUUCACCGAAAGAAAAAAGUUCUCCGUACUCGCAAGCUUCCUUUCCAUCAUUGGUGACAUUCUCAUGGUUUGAUCCUCUUGCAUGGAAAGGUUAUAGACGCCCCAUUGUCCUUGAAGACUUGUGGUCUCUCGCAGAAGAUGACUCCGUUAAAAAAAUCGCACCUAAAUUCAACAAGCAUUGCAGGAAGCGAUCGAAUAAAAAUCCUCAGUCUAGAAACGUUAAGGAAGGCACAACCAGGACUGCAAAUGGUAUUGAGCUGAAGCCCUAUUCUGACAAAGUAGCCUCCAAGGAAGUUUACCCGUCCAUUUGGUUCCCAUUAAUCAAAACUUUUUGGCCAUCUGUUUUGUUUGGAUUUAGUCUUAAACUUUGCAAUGACAUUCUCAUUUUUGUGAGCCCUCAUAUAUUGAAAUCACUGAUUAGCUUUAUGGGUAGUGAAGAGGAAAUUUGGCAUGGCUAUUUCUAUGCAGGAGGGCUAUUUAUUGCUGCUUCCUUUCAGACACUCUUCCUUGCUCAUUACUUCAACCGCAUGAGGAUAACAGGGCUUAGGAUACGAGUUGCUCUCACGUCUGCUAUUUAUCGCAAGGCCUUAAAUAUAUCCAAUGCAUCUCGGAAAGAGUCAACAGUUGGCGAAAUUGUGAAUCUUAUGUCUGUUGAUGCGCAACGAUUUAUGGAACUAAUGCCUCACCUAUCUUUGCUUUGGUCUGCACCAUUGCAGAUAUCUCUGGCUGUCUUUUUCCUGUGGGAGAUUUUAGGACCAUCUGUCUUGGGAGGUUUAGUUGUGAUGAUCCUAGUAAUUUUGAUCAAUAUUCCAAUUGCAAGGAAAAGUGAUGCAUUGACCAUGAAACAAAUGCGAUACAAGGAUGAACGUAUCAAAUUAAUGAAUGAGAUUUUAUCUGGAAUCAAAGUGCUGAAGUUGUAUGCAUGGGAAACAAGCUUUGAAAAGCACAUCCAGAAGAUUCGAAUGAAGGAGGUGAACACACUAAAACAACUCGCAAUCCUAGGGUCAACAACUGCCUUCAUCUGGUCUUGUGCACCACUUCUUGUAGCACUGACAACAUUUGGUGUUUAUUUAUUCAUUGACGAUGAGCACUCAUUAGAUGCAGAAAAGACUUUUGCAACAGUGGCGUUGUUCAAUAUUCUCAAGUUCCCACUUGUCAUGUUGCCAAACAUGAUCUCCAAUCUUGUCCAGACAAUGGUUUCUGUUAGAAGAUUAAAUAAGUUUAUGAACUCUGAUGAAUUGGACCCGAAUUGUGUGACACAUUCUGCCUCUGAAAAGGAGCCUCUGGUAAUCGAAAAAGGAAAUUUUGGAUGGGGAACAUCAGUGCCUGUCCUACAUGAUAUAGAUAUCAAGAUUUUUGAUAAGUCUCUUGUCGCAGUCGUUGGAACUGUUGGUUGUGGAAAAUCUUCACUACUUGCAGCAUUUCUAGGUGAAAUGGAUCUCAUCAGCGGGAGAGUGAACACAAAGGGUUCCAUUGCAUAUGUUACUCAGCAAGCAUGGAUUCAAAAUGCAACUCUUCGUGAAAACAUUCUAUUUGGGAAGGAGUAUGAUUACAAAACAUACAAUAAGGUCAUCAAAGCAUGUGCCUUGAGGAGUGAUUUUGCGUUGUUGCCAGGUGGAGACCAAACAGAGAUUGGUGAAAAAGGUAUAAAUUUAAGUGGAGGACAAAAGCAACGAGUCAGUUUAGCUCGAGCUGUGUAUAGUGAUGCUGAUGUAUAUUUUCUUGAUGAUCCUUUAAGUGCAGUGGAUAGUCAUGUGGGCAAGCACAUUUUUGAGAAUGUAAUCGGACCUCAGGGACUUCUUAAGAAUAAAACACGGGUCCUUGUCACUCAUGGAUUGACCUAUCUACCAGAUGUGGAUGAGAUAUAUGUCUUGAAAAAUGGAAUGAUAUCAGAGAAAGGAACCUACAAACAGCUCAUUGACAAGAAAGGCGCUUUUGCCGAGUUCAUUCAAACCCACAUGUUGGAGAGUGAAAAUGAUGAUAAACCAGCAGAAGGAACGCAAGACAUAUCGCGACCGUCCUCUCCACUUGUGUAUCAAAGAGUCCAAGAUAGAUCACGUCCCUCUUCUCCAGCCUUGUUACGUAAAAGAAGUCAUAGUGCCAGUGAAAGAGGAUCCACCUUGUCCUUACGGCAAUUUUCGUACGAAGAAGGAUCUAAUUUUGUGGAGCAGGAUGAUGACAGGAGGAACAAGAUAAUUGACGAAGAAAUAGCCAUGACAGGAAAUAUAAAAUGGUCUGUCUUCUCCCAUUACAUGCGAGCAAUGGGUUGGCUCUUUGUUUUCCUGGCAUUUGCUUUUACCCUACUUUUCCAAGUUUGCGCCGUUGGGUCAAAUCUUUGGCUGUCUAUAUGGACGUCUCGAAAUAAUACUCUACCAGAUGGAUCACAGGAUCCAGAAGAAAGAAAUUGGUUUCUUGAAGUCUACGCCAUUCUAGGACUUUCCGCAGGUCUGUGUGCAAUUGUAGCUGAUCUUGCACCAAGAAUUGGGUGUGUGAAAGCAAGUCGGGCUCUUCAUGGUUACCUGUUACAUGGUAUCUUGAGAGCUCCUCUCACAUUCACAGACACAACCCCUAUUGGACGAAUCCUUUCCCGCUUCUCAAAAGAUGUAGACACUAUGGAUAAUAAAUUACCCAUGGAAAUAUCUGACACUCUCUAUUGUGUUAUGGAGGUGAUAGGGGUCUUGUUCAUUAUCACCUAUGCCACACCUCCAUUUUUAUGGUGCAUUGUGCCUCUAGUUAUACUCUACUACAUUCUUCAGAGGUUUUACACGGCCACAUCACGACAGCUACAAAGAUUAGAGUCCAUUUCGCGGUCUCCAAUUUUUUCCCACUUCAGUGAAACUGUUGCAGGAGCUCAAGUUAUCAGAGCGUAUGGGGCUGUAAACCGAUUUAUUCAAGAAUAUGAGAAGAGAAUGGAUGCCAACCAAAUCUGUUUCCAUCCAACUGUGAUAUCAAUCAGAUGGCUGUCAGUUCGAUUAGAAACUAUUGGUAACUUGAUAAUAUUUUGUGCUGCCUUUUUUGCUGUUUUAGCGCGAGGCAGCUUAUCAGCUGGUCUUGUCGGCUUGUCUGUUAGCUACGCCCUUCAGGUAACUGGAGCAUUGAAUUGGUUUGUUCGUAUGGCAUCAAGUGUUGAAACAGAUGUUGUUGCAAUUGAGCGUGUGAAAGAGUACACUGAAAUCCAAGAGGAAGCAAAAUGGGAUGUGCCAGAAACAUUGCCUCCAGCUAAGUGGCCCCAAAAAGGAAAUAUUGUGUUUGAAAAUUUCAAAGUUCGCUACAGGAGUGAAUUGGAUUUGGUUCUGAAAGGGUUGAAUUUCUCUGUCAAUGAAAGAGAAAAGGUCGGCAUUGUGGGACGCACUGGUGCUGGAAAAUCCUCAUUGACCCUUGCUUUAUUCCGCAUCAUUGAAGCAGCAGAAGGAGCCAUCUAUAUAGAUGGUAUUGAUAUUUCUACUCUUGGACUCCACACACUCAGAUCUAGACUGACCGUUAUCCCACAAGAUCCAGUUCUUUUCUCUGGGAGCUUGAGGAUGAAUCUAGAUCCGCUAGGAGUCUACUCUGAUACAAAGAUAUGGCAUGCAUUAGAGUUGUCUCACUUGAAGGAGUUUGUGAAGUCCCAAGCAGCAGGUUUGCAGCAUGAAAUAGCUGAAGGUGGUGAAAACCUCAGUGUUGGUCAAAGGCAACUCAUUUGUUUAGCCCGGGCACUCUUACGAAAAACUAAAGUACUUAUUUUGGACGAAGCAACAGCAGCUGUUGAUGUAGAGACAGACGAUCUUAUCCAAACCACCAUCCGUCAGGAGUUCAGCGACUGCACAAUAUUGACGAUUGCUCAUCGGUUAAACACAAUCAUGGAUUCCGACAGAGUUCUGGUAUUGGAUCAUGGUCUAAUAAUGGAGUACGACUCUCCAUUAAACCUUCUCAAGAAUCCAGCGUCCCUUUUCCACUCACUCGUUAAAGAUGCAGGCUUGGAUGUAGAAACCAUUCUCUCCACCCAAAGCAUGAAUGGAAGACAACUGGUGGUCUGAGCAUUGACUAAUAUAAUAUGUUUUCUCCAAUUCCAUCACAAGACACUAUCCCGAAAUUUUUUAUAAUUUUGGUACGGAACAAAUUUUACACUUUUGAAUACAGGUAAAAACUUAUCAAGGUUUUGAAAAUAUUUGGAAAGUUAAGUGAGCAUGAAGCAGUACAUUAAUUCAGUCACAUUUAGCAAGAAAAAACCAGAGCUAUUACAGUGUUGUAAAAAUGUUGCUUUUUCAUAAUUAUCUUAAAAAUCUCUCAUAAUAUCAAAUAGUUUUUGCUUCCUACCAAAAAUGUAUUAAUUUUAAAAAGAAAUAAAUUGUGUAUAUUGUAAUACUAUAUGUAAAUUAAGUAUUUUUCAAAGAAAGGGAGAAGUUGUACAAUUUUGAAAAUACUGUAAUCCUGCUGGUUCCUUUGUGCUAAAUGCGAUCCAAUUAGCCCUUGAUUUUUCACCGAUUUCAAUGAACCGACCAGGGCAGCAAUAGCCAUGAGUGUUCUCUGACCAUUGGAAAUUAUUAGAUAUUUUAUGUCCGGGAUACAGAAUGUUCUCAAUCACGCAAUCAGCCGUUUGCGUAAGAAUUGGGGAAGGCCGUGGAAGACUGUGAAAAUUUGUGCGAUAUAUUUAAUAAUGGGAAGAGUGACAACAGGGGGGGGGGGAGGCGUAGAAAACUUGUUUUCAAGUUGACUAUCCCAAGUCAUAUGUACUUUUGCCCCUUUGUUUUUCGUUUUCGUUCGUUUUAUCUAUAAUUUUACACAUUCCAAUUUAAAUAGAUCUUGAUGUCAUGAUAUCUCAUGUAGUUCGUUGAAGUAGAAGGCUCUCAGUUGUAAAAAUGUCUAAAAAUUAGUAGUAUUUUUAGGUAUAGAAUCCAUCAAAAUUUUAGUACUUGCAUCCCUGCCGUAUUAAUCCUCUUCUCAUUUUGGGCAAGUUUUUCAUCAGCAAACUUGGAUAGAAAAAUUGGUGAAUUUUACAUCACAAAUGGUGAGUUGAUUUAGUUGUACGAGUAUCAUGAAUUCAAAGCAUCGCUCUCAAUGAUUAUGUUGUAUAAAGGACAGCUCAAUCUUUUUUUUUUUGUAUACAGCAAACAUGCAAAUAGCAGAAAAUUUGACAUGUUGUCAUGCUGUCUCUGCUACUUUUGAGUUAGUACAAAGAAAGACAAUAUUCCGACAUUUUUUGUAAUUUUCUAUUCAGCUUGAUAUUCUUUCUUUUCUGUUAUUAAGUCACUCUUUUCAAGUGUAAGUACAAAUUUCAAUAUUUUUUGAUUGCAAAGUACAUAAUACUGUCUUAUUAAGGCAUUACCCAAUAGGUUAUAUGUAUGAAGAAAAAAGAGAAGAAGAAAAAUUGAUCUUUUCUGUCAGUCACAAAUCCUCCCAGAGUUUUGCUUAUCAUUCAUAUUUUCUGUUUUGUAGCCAGAAAAUUUCUCUUCUCUCAAACCUAUAAAAAAAUCGUAAAAAAACUUCUAAAUCAUAAAAACUUUUAUGAAGUGAACAGAAAAUCUGUUAAAAUAUCCAAAUUAGAAAACUCUUCUUCGGCUUUUGUGUCCUAAUGACACUUCAUAUUUUUAAGGUUUCUUAAUUAGUCUAUCUCAGUGAAUUCUUAGAUAUUUGAAUAAAUUUUUAUCGUUUUAUAAUUUGCAUACUUUGUGCUAUUACUUUGUAUUUCAUAUUAAUGUAAAGGUUUUUAAAAUUCUAAAGUUUUUAUACUAAUUUUUUACUUCCAACCUUUUCCUGCAACUUUUAUACGCAGAAAACCUAAGAAGAGUUUUUCAGAUUAUUUCCCUUGGCAGCAACUUUUAAUAGGUUUUUUUAAAUCCAGCUGUAACAGUCACUUUUAGUAGGGUUAUAAUCGCUGUAAUAUUCAUGAGUUUCUCAGACGUCUUAUUAAUUUGUGACUUUUCCUUCUUCAUACAUUUUGUAAUUAAUGUCUCUUUUCAUCAGGUCUGUACACUGCUUUUCAAUUCUGUUGAAUUUCAUUGAUUUUUAUGAGUGGCGUGCAGCUUUUAAAAGAUUUUUAAUUUCUAUCUUUCACGAAUUUGGUGUUUAGAUUUUUUUUACAAAAGUCAGACCAAAUUAAGAUUUCAUCCAUUCAGGAUUGAAAAAUGUAUCUGAUUAAUGCUGAGAAAGCAAUGCACAAGGAAGGAAUUUUUUUAAAUCUUAAGUUUGCUCCCCCCUCCUCCCCAGGAAUUCUUAAAAAUUUCAGGAUUAAAACUAAUUCAGCGUUAGAAGAGGCACACUUUCAGUUUUCUAAUGAGUAAUUAUUUUAUUUUAGUUUUUAAAUCAGGGUUACACCUUUUUACUUUUGAUGCCUCCAACCGUCCUCUUUUCCAGGCCUUUAAUUGGAUGUAUUUUUGCCAAACGGAACUAUGUGCAUUAGGAAGUGAGCCCUGUUAUGCAUAUAUUUUCAUGGGUCUCAGGGCUCAUGUCUUAAUGCACACAGUUCCGUUUGGCAGAAAUACGUCCAAUUAGUCAAAAAUUAGACCAAUAAAGAGAAAAUAAGUUGGAUUACCCCCAGCUCCUCAUUAGGAUGUUAUGAUCGCACUGUUAAGAUGUCACUGAUUUUCUUUGGAACCUCUUCUUAAAGCCCAUUCUCAGCUGUGUGACAAGCUAGAUUCUGUAAAGAAUUAAUCUUUUAAACCUGCCCAUUUAAAAAAAAAAUUAGAGGUUAUGAAGAAUGUAUGAUACUAGGAUUUUCAUGGUGUUCUGUUUUAAACACCAUCAACAAAUUUUAACCCUUUGAGAGCUGAAAGUACACUUACUUUAAUGCUGGUUUUGUUUUAUCUACCUUCAGUUUUGACAUUGUCUGAAAAAGUGAACAGGUUUAUUAGUGCUCGCACGUGCACUCCAAAUGCCAUGAAAACCCGGAAAUCACUAAUCAGGCUUAAGGAGAUGUGAAUGAGCAGCCUGAGCCAAAUAUCGAUGGCCAAAAUGCAAUUUCACACAUCUUUUUCGCAGCUUUUCAAAAUUUCCGCUCCCAUUCUAUUUUUUCAAAGAGAAACAAGCCUCCUUAGUAGCUUGAAAUUCAUUCAUAAUGUUCACUAACAGAGAAGAAAAAUCAAGGAAAUUUUCAAAAAAUUACGUUAAUUAGUUUUUCUAAGAUAAAAUAAAGUAUGACAGAAAGUCUGCAAUGUCAGAAAUGGAGGCACCUACAUGGUUUCGCACUUUGGCUAUUGUUUCGAAUUUGGCUUUUUUGUUCAUCUAUUUAGAGGCUCCAUCCUUAAUAGCAUCGCAUCUUUAGCUUGUGGGUUGUAAUUUAGUGUUAUUUUUAACUCAGUAUUAACAUAAUUUUUGACUGGGUUUAUAGUCAGUGUUCAGUGUUUGUAAAACGUAAAAUUUUCUCCCUCUCAGCAUAGAGGUAAAAUAAAAGAUUAAGUACGUCUUUUAUGUAUUUCUUUUUAUUGCUAGAAAAAGUAUGCCCAGACUGGAUCAUCUAGCAAUUUGACCAAAAAGAAACAACAAUUAAGGUGUAGAGGGUGGGCUAUGAACUAUCUCUUCCGUGAGUCAAUCAUGAGUUUUUAAGCUAGGGAUAUCAUGAACAAUUUUUAUGACAUCCCCUCUCAGAGACAUGACUUAAGCAAUGAAUGUUUUCUGUUCGUUUUACAAUUGUCUCCAAAACAUAAUAUUUUGGUCCUUAAGGCAAGAAAUACUGAAAAGCUCUCAGUUGCUCCAUUAUUGAAAAAGAUCUAUAUCCUUCUGUAAAAUGUGACCUAAGCUAAACUUUUCUUAUUACAUUAUGUGUUGAUUUUGCAUGAUAGUGAAAAAUUAUAGAAUUAUAGUGUUAACGCAACGUCUCUCUCUCUCACUGAUUUAUUAAUUUGCAAAGAUUGGAAGUUGUAAUUCAUUACCAAUAGGAAACAUUUGUAGAUCCUAGAUCCUCGUUCUGGCCAAUUUUUUAUAUUUAUUCAUUAUGUAAACAAAUUCUGGGAUGACAACCAUGACUUAUAGACUCAAUGAUCCUCCCUUGUAAUUUUUAAAAGUUUUUUAUGCACUUUGCUUUAACACUAAAUGUAAGUCAUGCAAUUGACAAAAACAAUCUAUUAACACAUUAACUGUCUUGUUGGUGCCCAGAGACCGGCACUUUCGGAAGCCAUUCUAAGAUAAUUUCCGCUGAAUGGAGAAAGCACUCUAUCAUCGCAUAUCUGAACCUCACAUUACACCGCAUAUGAGAGAUGAUACUACUGUUGCUUCAGAGAUAUAUCAGAUAUCUGCGAAAAACUUCCUGCUAAUCAAAAGACCAACACCGGCAGUUAAAUUGUCAAAUCCUCCUUGAAUGCAGCUACUUUCAUAAUUUUCCAUUUUUGAAACCAAAUUUUCAAGCAUCUUAUUUCUUACAAGUAUUUAAAAACGACAUUGUUUUUGUUUUACAAGUAUCAAACUAAUUUAAGAAGUAAAAACAUUUGCAUCCACCAUGCCCAGAUUUUUUGUAAAUUUCAUUUUGAUAAUCAGUGCUGGCAGGUCUUAAGGGUAUUAGGGGUAUUCACCUCUGUAAGAUUCUCAAGAAGGCUUUUGGCCAUCACAUUCUUGAAGUUCUAUUCACAGUCUUUCCUACCCUUUAUUCUGUUGUCGCACUCAAAUUUCUAGUCGGCACGCCGUUUUUUUUGUAAUCCAUGCAUUACAACGCCUGUAAAUAUUCCGUAUAUCUAGCUAUUCAUGUAAAUUUACCAGUAAGUUUGGAAUGUGCCUAUGUUUUAUUUAUGUAUGCUGUGAUCUACAUUUCUGGUUUGUACAUAAGUAGGUUAAGUUUUCAUUGUUUUUUAAUCAAAGUCUUUACCAUUGCCAGCUUUUAUGUUUAUCUUCUGUUAGAACUAUAGCUUUACUUUUAGGAGUAAUCCGAAUGAUGAGUGAAUUUCAGCAGGAUUAGAACUUUUUGUGUCCCAGCAGCAAAGUAAAAUGUAUUUUUGUAAAUCCUGUGGCAGCAGAUGGAGAGGGAAGGUAAUUAGUUGUUUCAGGAACCAAGGACAGCAAUGCAGUGAGCAAAUUUCAUUUCGUUACUGUUAUCGGAUGAUGGAUGUCAGGCAAUCAGAAUGUAUCUUUAAUAGUCGAUCACAAUCAACAACAAUGAGCAAGCAUGUUGGUGCACAGGUUUUUUGGUUACCCCGCCCCCAAGGUAGAGUAACCAAAUGCGGAACUGAAUAAAAAAUAGCUUGUCACUAAACUCUGUCAUGUACUUCAUUGCUCCAUUCACUUUUUCUGUACCAGAGGAAUUUAAUUUUGGUUACCUAUUAUUUUUGUAACCAAAUGAUUUUUUGUCUGAUGAUUUUGUAGUCGGUGACGCUUGGCUGCAAAAAAAAAAAAAUUUGCUCAGUACUUCCUAGAUCAGAUACAUAAUAAGGAUGAAAACUCUCAUAUACAUAUAAAUGAAUGAAUGAAUACCUUUCAUCUUUCUCUCAAAAAAGCUAAGGUGCAGGCAAAGAAAAGAGACCUCUAGUCUUAUCUCAAAUAUACAUUAAGUUAAAGUUCGUUCAUCACUUUUAAAUUGUAUUCACAUCAUAAGUUCUUCCAUUUUUUAAAGUUUUUUUUUUGUUUUUGUUUUUUUUUUUUAGUAAAAAAUUAUUCCGCAUGCACUUAUUUAGUGCAAAAAAGAAACCCUAAUCAAGCCAGCAUUGUCUUUUAGUAUUACAUUUCUUUGAUUUUAAUGAUGAUUAUUCCUUUAUUUUUUUGACUACUUUGAAUCAAGAAUAAGAAUGAAAAAUUAAGGAGUUAUUUCUAAAUUAUUCUCUCCAAUUGCUUGAAGCCCGCAAAUUCGUGUAUGCUAUUAAGUAAGAAUCAUCCACAAAAUAAAAAAUGUUAAUAAGCUCAAAUGCUAGCAUAAUAGCAUCAAUGAGUUUUAUCUGAUGUGGCAAUCUAUUACUCGAGGUAUAAUAUUGCAAACAUGUCCAAAAAUGCUUUGUCUAAUCUUGAGACUUUUUUUCACAUUCUCUUGAUGGCCUCUUCUAUUGAAUGAGUAUGUACCUUUAUUUUUCCGUUGACAUCAGGAGCAUAUUUGAACAUAAUUAUGCUAAACAGAACUAUGUAAAAAUGAAUAAAAUGAAAAUGACUUGUGUAAACAGGAUUUGCAUGAUACAUAGUUCCUCAUAAUUCAAUUCAUGGAGACAUAGUUCUAUUUAGCAUAAAAUCUCACUUUUGAGGUAUCCAUUUAAACUUACUUUUACUUCCAAAAGCCAAGCAAUGAUUUUUCUUCUACUCAAUCAGGCUUUUAGAUGUCAGAAUUUUCUGAAUAGUAAUUUCAUAUCGUAAAUACUAAGAUCCUAUCACUUUUUUUAAAAUUUUUCAAUCAAUUUGCACAAUCUUCAGGUUAAAUACCCAAGACUUUCAUAUUUUAUUGCUUCAGAAUCAUCAGUAUCCUUGUACUUACCCACAAUAUGUAUUCAGAAUUUUAAUUUUAAUCAAUCACUUUCACAUCUUCUUUUGUACUUAAUAUUCCAGCUAAAAAAAAUAAAUAAAUGAUGUAUUAUUUUCUAA